GCCUCUCAGCUGGCAAAGCACAGGAUGGAUGUGCUGGUGUUCCACAAGGGAAUCAGCCGCAGCAUCCAGAGCCUGGUGGACACGGUGCAAGCUCUGGACUGGGAAAACCUGAAAACCUUUUCCAGGCAAGGGAUUUGUGGGCAGAAAGCUGCAGAGCAGAGCUGGGCAGAAGUGGGUGCAGAUCACUGGAACAACAACUUCCAGCCAGGUGCCCCGUGGCAAGAGGUGACAGAGUUAAUGAGAGCUCUGGAAGUGCUGCUUGGGAACGUUCCUGAUGGGAGCAGAGCUGCAAACCCAGAGAUGGAGCUCAGGACCCAAGCACAGGCUGCAGUGGGAGCCGUGCCCUCCCUGCACAGCCCGGCCACUGAAAAUAAAUCAGAAGGGCAGGAUCCUGAGCUGUUCAGCAGGAAAGAUCCUUUUUCCAGCCUGCCUGGGCAUGAGGAGCACGGUUUAGCUCUCCAGUUGGUUUACCUGACUGAGCUGGAGGUCGAGGGUCUGGUGGCAGCUUCCCCCCUUGCCAAGACCCUGAGUGAGAUCAAGGAAGCUUUGGUCAACCUGCAGCAACCCUCAACCCUUGGUAAUUCAGACAGCAAACAUCAAACCAGCCUGGGGAGCUCAGCCCUCUUCUGACUGCUGGAUUCCUGGGAUGAAGCCCUGCAGCUGGAAUAAAGAGGAGCUGCAUUCUCAGAGCACUGAAGGGACAGAAGCAGGAGUAUUUCGUGUUCUGCAC
Molecule: messenger RNA, 730 nt
Organism: Poecile atricapillus (Black-capped chickadee)
Lineage: Eukaryota; Metazoa; Chordata; Aves; Passeriformes; Paridae
Exons: 6
Coding region: 25-630 (201 amino acids)
Source: RefSeq, a predicted model, not a curated record